CCCGCUCUGCCGCCCGCCUCUCGGCGGGCGCGGGGAAGCGGCGCAGCCGUCCUGCCCGUCCCCUCAGCGCCGCGGGCAGGCGUCUCUUCAGGGGAGUCCUCUCCUCUGAGCGCCGGGAGGACGGAGACUUCCCCGGGUAUCGCCCGGAUCGGCGUUUCCUCCGCUCUCGUCACCCUCCAGGAGCGGCGGAGGAAAGGAUUGGCUCGCCCCCUUCCUCCGCCGGCAAGGGCAGCCCUCUUAAGCGCUGCAGUGGGCUGAAGUGGGUCAAAACGAGGACGGUCUCACCACUUCGGUUACUGCAAGGAGGCAGGUUUUUCUUCCCUCGGUGUACAGCGUGAGAAAGGAGAGAGCGCCCUGCCCAAGCACCGUCCUGUGAAUAGGUUAGAUGUGCCUUUGGAGUAGCUUAUGUCACCACAGAUACAUCAGAUGCCUUGAUAGAGGAUGGAGUUUUCUUCGUAGUAACCAAUUUUCAGUCAAUUACUUGCAUGGUAAUAAUUGUCCUGGUAGAGGUGUGUAGAACUAUGGUGCCUAUGUGUUGUUGAAAAGAUGAGCCAGAGGAAAUAUCUUCCUGCAAAGAUGCAAAAGUACAAAAUCACAAAAGACAGAAAUGGCUAUGGGAAAUUCUUACGCUGGUCAGCUCAAGACAACACGGUUUGAAGAAGUGUUGCAUAAUUCUAUUGAGGCCUCUCUCCGCUCAAACAACUUGGUUCCCAGACCAAUCUUUUCUCAGUUGUAUUUGGAAGCUGAACAGCAACUGUCAUCACUGGAAGCAGGCAGCAGAGCAGAUAAUGAGGAGGAAGAAGAAGAGGAGGAGGAAGAAGGCUCAGAAUCAAGUAGUCCUCCUGUUUCUUACCAGAUGAAGCCUCCCCCAGAAGGAUGUUGCACUACUGAUGGUUUCUGCCAGGCUGGUAAAGAUUUGAGACUGGUUUCUAUUUCCAAUGAACACAUUGAGGUACCAGCAGGGUUUUUACUUGUUGGUGCUAAGUCACCAAAUUUACCUGAUCACCUUUUAGUGUGUGCUGUGGAUAAAAGAUUCCUGCCAGAUGACAAUGGGCGCAAUGCCCUGUUGGGUUUCUCUGGCAAUUGUGUUGGCUGUGGCAAGAAGGGUUUCUGCUACUUUACAGAAUUCUCAAAUCACAUUAAUCUUAAACUGACCACUCAGCCCAAGAAACAGAAACACUUAAAGUAUUAUCUGGUCAGGAAUGCACAGGGAGCUCUGACCAAAGGAUCUGUAAUCUGCUGGAAAGGGGCAGAGUUCAGAGGCCGACAGUCUUCAUCCAGCACCUGCUCAAGCACAUUGUUCCAACUGCCAGAAAGUUCGGGCCUCUCGGGAAGCACCUCAAGCGAGCCGCUCCCAGCAGCAAACCCAAGUGCUCCAGCUGGGACUCAGCAGACAGCUGCAGCCAUAGAUCACAUCCCUUCAACAGCAGCGUUCAGCUCAGCAGUUUAUAAUGGCAAGGAAUCACCUAAACAACAGUUGGUGAAAAAUAACCUGUCUGCUCUGACAAGACCUUCGGUGUUAGGCACUUUAACAAAUUCAGGGCCUCCAAAAAAGCGCCAUAAAGGUUGGUCACCAGAAUCUCCAUCAUCUACUGAAACUUGGAACUUGCAGCUCAACCCACAGGCUCCAAACAGAAUUAAAAAUGACGGAGGAAGCCUAUCAUCUUUACCACAUUCUGCUUUGGUGGGGCCAGCCUCAUCUCCAAUGGUGGGCUCAGGAGAACCAGUCUCAGUUCCUGACAACUUGCUGAAAAUCUGUAAAGCAAAGCCAGUUAUUUUUAAAGGUCAUGGAAACUUCCCAUAUCUUUGUGGGAACAUUAAUGAUGUGAUAGUGAGUCCUUUGUUGUACACCUGUUACAGAAAUUCACAGUCUUUAUCUAGAGCAUAUGAACAAUAUGGUGCCUCCACAAUACAGCCUAUUUCAGAGGAAAUGCAGCUCUUACUGACUGUCUACUACCUUGUCCAACUAGCCUCGGACCAGGUCCCUUUGAUUGAGGAUUUGGAACAAAUAUUCAUGCGUUCAUGGCGGGAAUCACACCUGUCUGAAAUCCGUCAGUACCAACAGGCUAUUCCACAGACUUUUCCUCAAGUGCCCAGCCAGAUUGCACCAGUGACUUCAGCCCAGCUUCCCUGGCUGGCGGGCCUCGCAGCUAGCUCUUGUAAUGAUAGUGUCCAUAUCAUUGAAUGCAGCUACUCUCUGGCUGAAGGGCUUUCAGAAAUGUUUAAGCUGCUCAUUGAAGGAAAAUUAAUAAAGACAAACUAUGUGGUGAUCAUAUGUGCCAGUAGAAAUCGAGCCAUCGAUUCCUGCAUUGUGAUAACAGGAAAGUAUCAGGCAAGAGUUCUGUCUGAGAGCAUGCUCACUCCUUCAGACUACCAAAAAGAAGUUAACUAUCAGCUGGUCACAGGGAAAGUGGAAACUCUGGGGUCCUUCUUUAGCACACUCUGCCCAGAGGGUGACAUUGAUCUUUUGCUGGAGAAAUUUUACCAGGAAAACCAAGGACACAUCUCUUCAUCACUUUCUGCUUCAGUGAAUAAACCAAUAGCACUGAAUGGAACUGGAACAGCUGCGUGUACAAGUUAUGAGAUUGAACGACAUCAGAUUCGUCCAUUCCAGCUAGCAGUGGCUCAGAAAUUGCUGUCUCAUAUUUGCUCAAUUGCUGACUCCAGCACUCAAAAUCUUGAUUUGGGUUCUUUCGAGAAAAUUGAUUUCUUGAUUUGUGUUCCACCCUCCGAAGUGACUUAUCAGCAGACUUUGUUUCAUCUCUGGCACUCAGGUAUUUUAUUAGAACUUGGAUUAGAGAAGGAACACCUUACAAAGCAGAGGGUGGAACAGUAUGUUAUGAAACUAGAUGCAGAGGCCCAGAUUAAAUUCAAAGUCUUUUUACAAAACUCUAUGCAGAAUCCACAUACGCUGUUUGUCCUAAUCCAUGAUCACGCACACUGGGAUCUAAUGAGUGCUAUGCAUAGCCUUUAUCCUCAAACAGAACUGUCUACAGGACUUGUUGAUAGACUGUUGAACUGCAGGGAGGUGAAAGAGGCGCCAAAUAUUGUGACCCUCCACGUGACUUCCUUCCCCUAUGCGCUGCAGACACAGCAUACUCAUAUCAGCCCUUACAAUGAGAUCCACUGGCCUUCUUCAUACAGCAAUGGUGUAGAUUUAUACCAUGAAAACAAGAAAUACUUUGGACUGUCAGAAUUCAUUGAGUCCACCCUCUCUGGACAUAGCAUUCCACUGCUUCGGUAUGACAGCUCUUUUGAAGCAAUGGUCAUGGCUUUGGGAAAGAGGUUCCCCAGAUUACACAGUGCAGUGAUAAGGACUUUUGUCCUCAUACAACACUACUCUGCAGCUAUGAUGGCAGUGUGUGGUCUUUCUCAGAUGAAGAAUUACACCUCAGUUGAAACUCUGGAAAUCACCCAAAACCUAAUAAACUCUUCAAGACAAUGUCCUAGUGGUCAUGGCCUCAUGGUAGUGUUGAGAAUUCCAUGUACUCCGCUGGCUGCAGUGGCAUAUGAACGUCUGUAUAAUGUAAGGGAAAGACUAGCCCUUGAAGAUAACUUUGAAAUAAUCUUGGGAAAUCCUAAUUCUGGAAUCACAAUAGGGAAGCACUUUGUGGAGCAGCUAAAGGCCUGGCAGAAAAUUGAAGAUGUAGAUUGGAGGCCACAGACCUAUUUGGAAUUGGAAGGUUUGCCUUGUAUAUUGAUAUUUAGUGGUAUGGAUCCACAAGGGGAGUCUUUGCCACGAUCACUGAGAUACUGUGACCUACGUUUAAUAAAUUCAUCUUCUUUGGUAAGGACAACCUUGGAGCAAGAACUUGGUUUGGCAGCAUACUUUGUGAGCUCAGAAAUUCACACAGAGAAAGCAGUUGUGAAUGAUGUGUUAGAAAGUGACCCAGAGAAACUAAGCAGCACUGAUAAUGAAGAUGAAGAAGUAGCGACGGAAGGUUCUACUUCAGAAAAGAGAAGCCCUAUGAAAAGAGAAAGAUCUCGUUCCCAUGACUCUGCAUCUUCAUCUCUCUCUUCAAAAGCUUCCAUUACAGCAUUCUGCAGUGAGUCAUCUCCUCCUUUAAUAGCAGCAGGGGAUACAGCAAAAUCCUCCCACCAAGUCCUAAGCAACAGCGCUGAAGAAACUACAAAUAACUAUGAAAGGCAGAAGCAGAAAGUAGACAAGGGGGCACAAACAACAAUCAGCAAACAUUUGCCACCAGUAACUGAACAGCUGGAUACGAAACAAAACAUAAAAAGUGCCCAAAUUUCCAUCACCUCGUCAUCCUCCUCACCUUUCUCCUCCUCUUCUUCCUCCUCUGCACCUACUCAUAACUCCUUCAUCCUACAGACCUCUCAGUGCUCCAUGACCAAAGCAUCAAAACAGCCUCCCAUAGUUUUCCUGCCCAAACUGGUUUAUGACAUUAUUACUUCUACGGACAGCAGUGGACUUCCCAAAUCAUCUUCCCUCUUGCCUUAUCAUUCUGUUAUGUGGGCAAGUUCUUUUCGUCCUCUUAUGAGUAAGAUGAUGACUUGCACGGAGCAGUCUCUAUACUACCGCCAAUGGACGGUUCCCAAGCCAAUCCAUAUGGACUACAACAAUAGAAAUGAGGGCAGAAUGGACACCUUUCAUCCAAGGAGGCUGCUGCUGAGUGGGCCACCACAGAUAGGGAAAACAGGUGCCUAUCUGCAGUUCCUCAGUAUUUUGUCCCGAAUGCUGAUUAGACUGACAGAAGUGGAUGUUUAUGAUGAGGAAGAAAUCAACAUUAACAUAAAAGAAGAAUCUGAUCAAUACUACCAUCAGCCUGGAGAUAUGUGGCCAGAUUUGGAGACAUUUAAGAAGAUGCCUUUUGACUACACUAUCCAUGAUCCAAAAUAUGAAGAUGCAAGUCUGAUUUGUUCAAAGCUUCAGACUAUAAACAGUGAAGAGCGAUCAAUGAGCAGGAGACAGGAGGAUAUGUAUACACGCCGUCAAACAACUAGGAUGAGAUUGUCCAAGUAUGCAGCAUAUAACACCUACCAUCACUGUGAACAAUGUCAUCAGUAUAUGGGUUUCAAUCCCAGGUACCAGCUUUAUGAGUCCACUCUGCAUGCAUUUGCCUUUUCCUAUUCUAUGCUGGGAGAAGAGAUCCAGCUGCAUUUUAUCAUUCCAAAGUCAAAGGAGCAUCACUUUGUCUUUAGCCAACCAGGAAGACAAUUGGAAAGCAUGAGGCUACCGCUAGUCACAGAUAAGAGUGAAGAUUACAUAAAAAGCCCCACUUUUACUCCCACCACUGGUCGUCAUGAACAUGGACUUUUCAAUUUAUAUCAUGCAAUGGAUGGAGCCAGUCAUUUGCAUGUUUUAGUUGUCAAGGAAUAUGAAAUGGCCAUAUAUAAGAAGUAUUGGCCCAACCACAUCAUGCUUGUUCUUCCAAGCAUUUUCAACAGUGCAGGAGUAGGUGCUGCACACUUCCUCAUAAAAGAGUUGUCUUACCAUAACUUGGAGCUUGAACGAAAUCGGCAAGAGGAGCUGGGGAUAAAACCCCAGGAUAUUUGGCCUUUCAUUGUCAUUUCAGAUGACUCCUGUGUUAUGUGGAAUUCAGUAGAAUUUGAUUGUUCAGGAGACAGGAAAAGUGACUAUACGUGGACUGAAAGGAAUGUUUCCUUGAAGCAAAUUCUGCAACAUAUCGAAGCAACUCCCAAUGUCACUCACUAUGCCUUAAUUGGGAUGAGGAAAUGGUCCAGUAAAACAAACAGUGCUGAGAUCAAGGAACCAUUCUCCUGCUGCCAUGUGCAUGAUUUCAUUAUGCUGAAUGUCGAUCUGACACAGAAUGUACAGUACAAUCAGAACAGAUUUACCUGUGAUGAUGUUGACUUCAACUUGCGUGUCCACAGUGCUGGCCUUCUCAUCUGUCGGUUCAAUCACUUCAGUGUCAUGAAAAAGCAAAUUGCAGUAGGAGGACAGCGAUCCUUCCACAUUAAGUCUAAGGUAUCUGACACUCCAGUUUCAAUCUCCCCUGCUCAGUACAUUUGUGCUCCUGACAGCAAGCAUACCUUCUUGGCAGCACCUGCUCAGUUGCUCCUUGAAAAAUACCUCCAGUAUCACAGCCAUCGCUUCUUCCCUCUCUCACUGAAGAAUUAUAGCCAUCCAGUACUAUCUGUGGACUGUUACCUUAACUUAGGACCACAGAUUGCAGUUUGCUAUGUGAGUUCUCGGCCUCACUCUCUGAAUAUCAGUUCCUCUGGUUUGACAUUCAGUGGUCUCCUGCUAUACCUCUGUGACUCCUUUGUUGUAGCCAGCUUUUUGAAGAAGUUUCAUUUUCUUAAAGGUGCCACCCUGUGUGUGAUUUGUCAAGAUCGCAAUUCUCUUCGCCAGACUGUUGUCCGGCUAGAGCUGGAAGACGAAUGGCAGUUCCGACUGCGGGAUGAAUUCCAGACUGCCAAUGCAAAAGAGGACAGACCACUUUUCUUCCUGACUGGACGACAUAUUUAAUUGAAAAAGGGCACAUUUCCUGAAUGAUACAAGAGACUACUUGCUACAAUCUCACAAAAUUACUUUUGAGAGGCUCUGCUUUCUGAACAGAAAGAGGACUGGUUUCCAUUGUUUAUUAGAAUAUCUAAUGAGACAAUUUACACUCAUAUUUUUUAUUUUCACUCAAACAUUGAAGUGACUUUUCGAAUUUAAUUGUCUGACAGAAGUCAUUCCUAAUUCCUGGGAGAGACACUGAAACUUACUACUCCCCAUUGCAGAAAUAAUUUUGGAUCAGAAGGAAGGUCAAUGAGUGCACUUCUUCUGUGACAAAAAAGACCACAUCCAAGUUCAUAAGAAAGAGUUUUAGAAAACUUUUUGUACAUUCCAGAAAUAGGAAAUGUAAAUUUAGGAGCAGAUUUUGUUUUACAAGUCUUAUUUAUCUAACAGUUGGCACAAGGCAACAGGAAUUGUUACAGUUUUGUGGUAUACUGCUACUGAUUGAUCCAGGUAGGCUUUUUAUAUGAAGAUUUGUAAAGUAUAUUUCUGUAGUAGUGGGAACUCAGUUGGAGCCUUAAUUUUUGGAACAGGUGCCACACUGGAUAGUUUUACCAUACAGGACUCUUGGGAUAGAGGCAUAAUUAUGUGUCUGGUUUUAUUAGCAUAAGGAAGAGAGUCAAGAAAGUGGAUUUUAAAGUGAGAUCUGAACAUUUAAACCUGAAACUGAAAUUACCUUAAGUAACUGAAGAGAUCAAAUGGUGAGACUGACCUGCAAGUGACUUAUUACAUCUAGAACAGUGGUGUUUUCUGGAUUCUCAUUAAACUGUUGCACUGGCUGCAGACUUCAAGCUGGGCCCAGUGCACUCAAGACAGCAGAUGAGACGGUUCUGAAACCCUCCCAAUACACUUUCUGGGGAUAUUUUCUUGCCAAGGUGCUUCAAAAGAAUGAGAAAAUGGAGACUACAUCUCUGAGGAAUUCAGGUGGAAAUCUAAAAACGUGUUCUAGAAUGGCACCAGGCAUCACGGUAUUUUGUAUGCUCUAAAUGUGAAGUCAGUGAUCACAGACUUUGUCUAGGUUUUUGGAAAUACUCUCUGAGCUGCAAACUUCCUGUUUGUCUUUAUAGAAUCAGUGUUAACUUCACUCAGUCUGGGUGCAGGAAGGAUGAGCACAGACAUUGUCAGAAGACAUCUAAUACUUGGGCAGUCCUUUCUUGCUGGAUACACCAAUGGGAGGAUCAUUGAUUUUAUACUGAUGAAAUGCCAUUAGGUGGCUGAGUCCGUUACGGUACUGGCCUUGAAAUGCAGACAUCAGUAUGACUAUGCCAAAGAGAUAAUUUAGGUUCAUUUACAGGGAAAAGAUAAGUUCUGUAAGUUUGAGAGACUUAGAUUGCUAUGUACAAGGUAACUGCUAGAAAUCAGUGGGUUUCUUUAUUUCAUUGUCCUUGUUUCAGAGUGAGAAUUCACUUUUAAGUUUUGGGAAGGAAGGUGAGCAUUGUCCUAUGUAAAUAGUAUUACCUGUUCAGUUUUCACCAGUUGUUUAGUUAAUUUAAACUUUUUUAAAGAAGUGUGACAUUCAUGUCUAAUCCAUCCUUUAUAAAUAAAGUUCAUGCUGCAUGGA
Aquila chrysaetos chrysaetos is the source of this 8048-nucleotide messenger RNA. RefSeq names its product growth regulating estrogen receptor binding 1 (gene GREB1). Gene Ontology annotation, biological process: multicellular organism development. The record is from RefSeq and is a predicted model, not a curated record. The transcript is spliced from 35 exons. The coding region runs from base 608 to 6454 and encodes 1948 amino acids. Lineage: Eukaryota; Metazoa; Chordata; Aves; Accipitriformes; Accipitridae.